This is a messenger RNA of Trypanosoma rangeli, 492 nucleotides long. RefSeq lists its product as uncharacterized. Bases 1 to 492 code for a protein of 163 amino acids. NCBI's taxonomy places the organism in Eukaryota, Euglenozoa, Kinetoplastea, Trypanosomatida, Trypanosomatidae. The record is from RefSeq and is a predicted model, not a curated record. The transcript has a single exon.
AUGGCUUCACGUUAUGCGCAUGGAAGUUGGCGCUGCAUCUCAAUGCGUGAGUUGGAAGAGCAUAUGGAAUAUUUCUCUGAACCGCCGUUUUUAUCGUGGCAAGUCUUUACUGUGCGAUGCCCAGCGCAGGUGAAGCAAAUGCAGCUGGUACUGGAGCAUUACCUACUGCGUGCUAUUGUUUCAUUGAUGAUCAUUCUAAGCAUUAUGGUUAUGGAUAUUGUGUCCAUCCUGAUGGUUAUGACCUCUCUCUUUGGUUUAGUGUUACCGUCCGAAACCUAUGUGAUACUGCUUCUGUUCUGCUACUUGGCAAUCGCAGCGGGGAUCGUUCUUGAAUUUGUGGCCGCCCUAGACAAUCGCUUGCAGCAGCCAUUUUUUAUGUUUUAUGUGGGGACAGGCGUGCCUGCCUUUGUAGCGCAUCUCGCUCAGUGCUGCAUUAACUCGUUACUCGUACUAUCCGUAUCCAUGUUUCGUUUGAAUUCCGUACAAAGGUAA